GCCCGCCGCGUGCAGCCCUUUACUUUGCCCCGAGGGGACAGAUCAGAAUUAGGAUUUUUUUCUCUCUUUCUCUUGGCUCUUUUCCUCCUGGAAGGUUAGAUGACUCCGGUAACUGCUGUAAAAUGGAUGGAAUUUUCGAGCUAUUAUCUGCCAGGCAGAUCUUUGAAUGAUAAUUGGACCCUUAUGUUAACAGCCUCGGUGGAGAGUUUUCUAAAACAUCUUGCGUGGGGCGGCAGCCUGGUGGGGUGGGAGAGGCCCCAGCGGUCGCCUUCCUGCUUCGGGCGCGGAAACUGCCACCCUGGUCGCCCACCGCUCUGGGCGCCGCUUUCCUCGUCUGUCCGUGAGGGCUCCCCCGGUCAUCACAGGCCUUGGGGUGUUCUUGGGUUUGGUCGUCGGUGCUUCUCCAGUUUCUCCUUCUGUGCUAGCUGCAGGCGCCCGGCCUGGGACACACGGGCUGUCCCCCACCUGGUUUUUGAAAACCUGUUUCACUUUCCAGCCUCUCCAGAGGAAUGUGAAAGCCGGUCACGGUGCCCAUCUCCUCAGAUGCCUGAUGCCAGCCUGUGCCUCUCGCCUCUCCGAAAGAGGGCUGCUGGCCUGCUGCUGUGCUGCUGAACAGUAUGCAGUCCUUCCGGGAGCAAAGCAGUUACCACGGAAACCAGCAGAGCUACCCGCAGGAGGUGCACGGCUCAUCCCGGAUCGAGGAGUUCAGCCCUCGUCAGGCCCAAAUGUUCCAGAAUUUUGGGGGUGCAGGUGGCGGCAGUGGCAGCGGCAGUGGUGGGGGACGACGAGGCACAGCGGCUGCUGCAGCGGCGAUGGCUAGCGAGACCUCUGGCCAUCAGGGCUACCAGGGUUUCAGGAAAGAGGCCGGGGACUUCUACUACAUGGCAGGCAACAAAGACCCAGUGGCGACAGGAACCCCACAGCCGCCUCAGAGGAGGCCUUCUGGGCCUGUGCAGAGCUAUGGACCCCCCCAGGGGAGCAGCUUCGGCAAUCAGUACGGGAGCGAGGGGCAUGUGGGCCAGUUUCAAGCACAGCACUCCACCCUGGGGGGGGUGUCUCACUAUCAGCAGGACUACGCGGGGCCUUUCUCCCCAGGGAGCUCGCAGUACCAGCAGCAGCCUUCCAGCCAGCAGCAGCAGCAAGUGCAGCAGCUGAGGCAGCAGCUUUACCAGUCCCACCAGCCCCUGCCGCAGAGUACCGGCCAGCCGGGAUCCAGCUCAUCCCACCUGCAGUCGAUGCAGCGGCCCUCAACCCUGCCCUCCUCUGCCUCCGGUUACCAGUUAAGAGUGGGUCAGUUUGGCCAGCACUACCAGUCUUCUGCCGCGUCCUCCUCCUCCUCCUCCUUCCCCUCGCCACAGCGCUUCAGCCAGUCAGGACAGAGCUACGACGGCAGUUACAGCGUGAAUGCUGGGUCCCAGUACGAAGGCCACAACGUGGGUUCUAAUGCACAGGCUUACGGAACACAGUCAAAUUACAGCUAUCAGCCUCAAUCCAUGAAAAAUUUUGAACAGGCAAAGAUUCCACAAGGGACCCAGCAGGGGGGGCAGCAGCCCCCGCAGCCCCAGCCCCCGCAGCACACCAUGCAGUACCCCAGUGCUGCCCCCAAGCUGCCCCUGCAGAGCCAGGUGGGGCAGUACAGCCAGCCUGAGGCGCCCGUGCGCUCCCCCAUGCAGUUCCACCAGAACUUCAGCCCCAUUUCCAACCCCUCCCCAGCUGCCUCUGUAGUUCAGUCUCCAAGCUGCAGCUCCACCCCAUCUCCUCUUAUGCAGAGUGGGGAGAACCUCCAGUGUGGGCAAGGCAGUGUGCCCAUGGGUUCCAGAAACAGGAUUUUACAGUUGAUGCCUCAGCUCAGCCCAACCCCCUCGCUGAUGCCCAGUCCCAAUUCUCAUGCAGCCGGCUUCAAAGGGUUUGGACUGGAAGGGGUGCCCGAGAAGCGCCUGACAGACCCUGGCUUGAGCAGUCUGAGUGCCCUGAGUACGCAGGUGGCCAAUCUCCCCAACACUGUCCAGCACAUGCUGCUCUCUGACGCCCUGACCCCUCAGAAGAAGACCUCCAAGAGGCCCUCCUCAUCCUCUAAGAAAGCAGACAGCUGCACCAACUCUGAAGGCUCCUCACAGCCAGAAGAACAGCUCAAGUCCCCACUGGCAGAGUCGCUGGAUGGAGGCUGUUCCAGCAGCUCCGAGGACCAGGGCGAGCGGGUAAGGCAGCUGAGCGGCCAGAGCACCAGCUCUGACACCACCUACAAGGGGGGCACCUCCGAGAAGGCCAGCUCCUCCCCUGCACAGGGUGUUCAGAACGAAGCCCCCCGGCUCAGCGCUAGCCCUGCAGCCAGAGACGAGGCCGCCUCGCCAGGUGCUAAGGACGUGGCCUUGUCAUCCGAGGGCAACCCAAAAGUCAACGAGAAGACGGUUGGGGUGAUUGUCUCCCGGGAAGCCAUGACAAGCCGGGUAGAAAAGCCUGGUGGGCAGGAGAAGGGCUCCCAAGAGGAUGACCCUGCAGCCACUCAGAGGCCGCCCAGCACUGGCGGGGCAAAGGAGAGCAGUCACGUGUCACUUCCUCAGCCAGAGCCUCCAGGAGGAGGGAGCAAAGGAAACAAGAACGGAGACAGCAGCUCCAAUCACAAUGGAGAGGGCGGCGGCCAGAGCGGGCACCCUGCCGUGGGCCCUGGUUUUAUAGGCAGAACUGAGCAGAGCAAGUCUCCCGGGAGCCUGCGUUAUAGCUACAAAGAUAGUUUUGGGUCAGCCGUGCCGCGGAACGUCAGUGGCUUUCCUCAGUAUCCUACAGGGCAAGAGAAAGGAGACUUCACUGCCCACGGGGAGCGAAAGGGUAGAAAUGAGAAGUUUCCCAGCCUCCUCCAGGAGGUGCUGCAGGGCUACCACCACCACCCAGACAGGAGGUACUCCAGGAGCACUCAGGAGCAUCAGGGCAUGGCUGGGGGCCUGGAGGGAGCCACCAGGCCUAACGUCCUAGUCAGUCAAACUAAUGAAUUAGCUAGCAGGGGCCUUUUGAACAAAAGCAUUGGGUCCCUGCUGGAAAACCCCCACUGGGGCCCCUGGGAAAGGAAAUCCGGCAACACAGUUCCUGAAAUGAAACAGAUCAAUUUGGCUGACUACCCAAUUCCCAGGAAGUUUGAAAUAGAGCCACAGUCCUCAGCCCACGAGACUGGGGGCCCCCUCUCCGAGAGAAGGUCAGUGAUCUGCGACAUUUCCCCCCUGAGGCAGAUUGUCAGAGACCCAGGCGCUCACUCGCUGGGGCACUUGGGUGCCGACGCCAGACUUGGAAGGAACGAGCGUCUCAACCCCAGUCUGAGCCAGUCGGUCAUUCUUCCCGGUGGGUUGGUGUCCAUGGAAACCAAGUUGAAGUCCCAGAGCGGGCAGAUAAAGGAGGAAGACUUCGAACAGUCCAAACCCCAGGCCAGUUUCAACAACAAGAAGUCCGGCGACCACUGCCAUCCUGCCAGCAUCAAGCAUGAGUCUUACCGGGGCAACGCCAGCCCUGGGGCCGCGGCCCACGAGGCCCUCUCAGACUGUGGCCCGCAGGAUGGCCGGCCCGCGCCCAUGCGGCGCAUCCCUGGCAGAGUCGGUGGUCGGGAGGGCAUGAGGGGCCGAUCCCCUUCUCAGUAUCACGACUUUUCAGAAAAACUGAAGAUGUCUCCUGGGCGGAGCAGAGGCCCAGGGGGAGACCCUCACCACAUGAACCCGCACAUGACCUUUUCGGAGAGGGCCAACAGAAGCGCGCUGCACGCCCCCUUUGCUCCCAACUCGGAAAGCCUGGCCUCUGCUUAUCACAGCAACACGCGGGCUCAUGCUUAUGGGGACCCUGGCGCGGGCUUGAACUCCCAGCUCCAUUACAAGAGACAGAUGUACCAGCAGCAGCAGGAGGAGUACAAGGACUGGGGCAGCAGCUCUGCUCAGGGAGUAAUCGCUGCCGCGCAGCACAGGCAAGAGGGGCCGCGCAAGAGCCCCAGGCAGCAGCAGUUUCUGGACAGAGUACGGAGCCCUCUGAAGAAUGACAAAGAUGGUAUGAUGUACGGCCCGCCCAUGGGGACUUACCACGACCCCAGCGGCCAGGAAGGCGGCCGCUGCCUCAUGUCCAGCGACGGUCUCUCUAACAAGGGCCUCGAACUGAAGCAUGGCGCCCAGAAGCUGCAGCAGGAGUCCUGUUGGGACCUUUCUCGACAGACUUCUCCAGCCAAAAGCGGUGGGCCCGUGGGAAUGUCCAACCAGAAGAGGUAUGGCCCCCCCCACGAGGCCGACGGGCAUGGUCUGGCCGAGUCUUCUUCGCAGACCUCCAAGCCCAGUAACGUCAUGCUGAGGCUUCCGGGGCAAGAGGAUCAUUCCUCUCAAAACCCCCUCAUCAUGAGGCGGCGGGUCCGAUCUUUCAUCUCUCCCAUCCCCAGUAAGAGACAGUCCCAAGAGGUGAAGAACAGUAACGCUGACGACAGAGGGCGCCUGCUCCACCCUUCGAAAGAAAGCGCCGACAAAUCGUUCAAUUCCUAUGCCCACCUCGCCCACGGUCAGGAUAUCAAGUCUGUCCCUAAGAGGGAGGCUGCCAAGGACCUCCCGAGCCCGGACAGCAGAAACUGCCCUGCUGUCACCCUCACGAGUCCUGCUAAGACCAAAAUCCUGCCCCCCCGGAAAGGCCGGGGGCUGAAGCUGGAAGCUAUCGUUCAGAAGAUCACGUCUCCGAACAUCAGGAGGAGCGCCGCCCCCAACAGCGCAGAGGCCGGGGGGGACACCGUCACGCUCGAUGACAUUCUGUCUCUGAAAAGCGGCCCUCCCGAUGGCGGGAGCGUCGCAGCCCAGGAUGUGGACCUAGAGAAGAGAAAGGGUGAGGUGGUGUCUGACCUGGCCGGGCCGGCGAACCAGGAGCUGAACGCAGAGAAGCCCCUCGCCAGGUCUUCCGAGGAGUGGCGCGGCAGCGGGGACGACAAGGUCAAGACCGAGGCACACUCAGAAACGGUUACUGCCGGGAAGGAACCCCCCGGUGCCACGACGUCCGCAACCUCACAGAAGCCCGGGAGUAACCAAGGGAGACCAGAUGGUUCCCUGGGGGGGGCAGCACCUUUAAUUUUCCCUGACUCAAAGAAUGUACCUCCGGUGGGCGUCCUGGCCACGGAGGCCAACCCCAAAGCCGAAGAGAAAGAGAGCGAUACCGUGACGAUUUCCCCCAAACAAGAGGGUUUCCCCCCAAAGGGAUAUUUCCCAUCAGGAAAGAAGAAGGGGAGACCCAUUGGUAGUGUGAAUAAGCAAAAGAAACAACAGCAGCCACCGCCACCGCCUCCUCAGCCCCCUCAGAUUCCAGAAGGUUCUGCAGAUGGAGAGCCAAAGCCAAAAAAGCAGAGGCAAAGGAGGGAGAGAAGGAAGCCUGGGGCACAGCCCAGGAAGCGGAAAGCCAAGCAGGCCGUUCCCAUCGUCGAGCCGCAGGAACCUGAGAUCAAGCUGAAGUACGCCACCCAGCCACUGGACAAAGCUGACGCCAAGAACAAGUCUUUUUUCCCUUAUAUCCACGUAGUAAAUAAGUGUGAACUUGGAGCCGUUUGUACAAUCAUCAAUGCUGAAGAAGAAGAACAGACCAAAUUGGUGAGGGGCCGGAAGGGUCAGAGGUCACUGACCCCUCCGCCCAGCAGCACUGAAAGCAAGGCGCUUCCCGCCUCGUCCUUUAUGCUGCAGGGACCUGUGGUGACAGAGUCGUCUGUGAUGGGGCACCUGGUCUGCUGUCUCUGUGGCAAGUGGGCCAGUUACCGGAACAUGGGCGACCUCUUUGGACCCUUUUAUCCCCAAGAUUAUGCAGCCACUCUCCCGAAGAAUCCACCUCCCAAGAGGGCCACGGAGAUGCAGAGCAAAGUGAAGGUCCGGCACAAAAGCGCUUCCAAUGGCUCCAAGACGGACACUGAGGAGGAGGAGGAGCAGCAGCAGCAGAAGGAGCAGCGGAGCCUGGCUGCUCACCCCAGGUUUAAGCGGCGACACCGCUCGGACGACUGUGGUGGGGGCCCUCGGUCCCUGUCCAGGGGGCUCCCUUGCAAAAAAGCUACCGCCGAGGGAAACAGCGACAAGACUGCUCUGGACUCCAAGGCCGCCGUGCCCACCGCUCCGGAAGGUGGCCCCGAGCUGGAGUUACAAAUCCCUGAACUACCUCUUGACAGCAACGAAUUUUGGGUCCACGAGGGCUGUAUUCUCUGGGCCAAUGGAAUCUACCUGGUCUGUGGCAGGCUCUACGGCCUGCAGGAAGCGCUGGAAAUAGCCAGAGAGAUGAAAUGCUCCCACUGCCAGGAGGCAGGUGCCACCCUGGGCUGCUACAACAAAGGCUGCUCCUUCCGGUACCAUUACCCGUGUGCCAUUGACGCAGAUUGUUUGCUGCAUGAGGAGAACUUCUCGGUGAGGUGCCCCAAGCACAAGCCUCCCCUCCCGUGCCCUCUCCCCCCGCUGCAGAACAGGACAGCGAAAGGCAGCCUCAGCACAGAGCAGUCGGAGCGGGGGUGAGGGGGGCAGUGCGCGCGGGAUGGAAAGUACAGCAAGCACAGGUGAGACUGUGGAGAUGAGAAGGUGGUGGACACUCGCG
Molecule: messenger RNA, 6561 nt
Organism: Talpa occidentalis (Iberian mole)
Lineage: Eukaryota; Metazoa; Chordata; Mammalia; Eulipotyphla; Talpidae
Gene: TCF20
Product: transcription factor 20
Exons: 6
Coding region: 618-6482 (1954 amino acids)
Biological process (GO): regulation of transcription by RNA polymerase II
Cellular component (GO): nucleus
Source: RefSeq, a predicted model, not a curated record